AUGGACUGGGAUGUGGGCUCCGAGUCUUGUGAUAGGGAUAUGACUUCGAGUGUCUCUCAGAUAAUGGGUGUCUUUGAUGUCUCGGUUUGGGAUGAGGACUGUCUUACAGGGAAGGCAUGCGAGAGACAACUCUGCCAUCAGAGCCAUCACUCUCUGGCAUCGCAUCCAUCAGCCCAGCGAUGGCAUCAAAGAACUAACAUUGAUAGUAGGAAUCGCCGCGAGAGUGCUGUCCCGUCCCGUCCCCUCCGACAAAACCUCUUGAGCUGCAGCUCCAGUAUCAGCGAAAUUGUGCCAAUCAUUGGUAGGCCGACGCGUUCAACGUAUGUACAGUACAGCGAAAGAGAGAUCCCUAUCCCCUCAAACUCCAAGACCUGUUCCCCACUCCAUGCGCACAAACCCAUAUUGGACGCAAAUAAGAGUCCACUCGUGUUGUUGGCGAAGACCUGUUCCAGUAUUGGCAUCGAUUCGCCAAACAAUAAGCCCCUGAUUUUGGACAAAUCCAAGGAUCACAGCGCCGGUGGUUCGCACCACUCGGACAGGGGUGACAGGAAAAAGACCGGCAGCUCAUCGGCGAACAGUAUAGUCAACGGCGACGACAACAGCAGUCAGAGUAACACGACUUCAUGUAAUUCAUCGAAACUGUCGUUCAAACCGUACGACAUCUCCACCAAAAAGAGCAAUAAUUUCAGUAAUAAUAGU
Oppiella nova is the source of this 699-nucleotide messenger RNA. Lineage: Eukaryota; Metazoa; Arthropoda; Arachnida; Sarcoptiformes; Oppiidae. The record is from the annotation of a GenBank genome assembly.